AUGGACGGACUUUCCAAUCCACGGAAUAUUGUUGAUGCCAUAAAACUUUCUAUCAACACAGCCUCCGUUUUGUAUAAAUAUGCCAGCGAUGUCAAGAACGCCAAGUCGGAUAUGAAAGACCUCAGCGAGGAAAUCAAAGUUCACCUUUCUAUUUUGGAAAAAGCCAGGGAUCUUCUAGAAAGUCAAAGCGGCCGUCUACAAGUAUCCCAAGAUCUGCGACCCGCUCUCGACGCGAACUACUCUGAGCUUGAUAGUAUCAAACUUCAGCUGGACAAGGAAUUAGGAGAAACUUCCAGCGUCCGGAAGCGAAUAUCGAACAGACUACGAUGGUCAUCUCAGAAGCAUAAGAUUAAAUAUGACAUUGAAAAGCUGCGAAAAUCCCGAGAGGAUAUCGGGAGCGCUCUCAGUAUUGACAACGCCAACGCAAUCAUGGAUAUCCACGCUAUCCAAUCCGACGAGAUCCUCUCUAAGCUCUCAGUGGUCCAAGGCGCAUCUUUCGACUCCCACGCCAAUGAACACGAAUCUCGAUGUCAUCCUCUCACUCGCGUCAAGAUUCUAGGAGAAAUUGAAAAAUGGGCUCAAGAACCGGAGGGGCGACGCAUAUAUUGGCUCUGCGGUAUGGCAGGCACCGGCAAAUCUACAAUUUGCAGAACGAUUGCUCAUCGUCUGACAAGUUCAAACAUUGUAACCGCUAGUUUCUUCUUUAAAAGAGGUGACAACGAUCGGGAUAAGUCAACUGCUCUCUUUACUACCAUUGUGAAACAACUUGUCGAAUAUUUGCCGAAAGAAAUGGCGGCACAUGUCAAGAAAGCAUUGCAAGAUAAUCCAAGCAUAGGCGGUAAAAUGCUAAGCAAGCAGUUCGAGAAGCUCAUAUUGGAGCCAUUGAAGAGCUGCAAGUCGUUGCCGCCAGUCAUAGUUAUCGUGCUGGAUGCCCUUGACGAAUGCGAGGACCAGGCCAGUGGUGCCAAAAUUAUCGAGCUUCUGCCAAGUGUUGAAUCUAUCUCAUCUACGUGCUUUAAAGUCUUGGUUGCCAGCAGGCCAGAGUGUCAUCUCCGAACAUCUUUUGCCCAGCUAGAAUGUAAGUAUCGCGAAAUCUUCCUUUAUGAGGCACUCCAUGAGGUCGCGGAUGCGGAUGUCCGGAAUGACAUCUCUAUCUUCUUGGAGUCUCAACUAGGAGAUAUUAGAGACAAGUACAACCUUACCAAUUUACCACUGCCCGCAACUUGGCCAUCAGAGUCACUCAUUAAAGCUCUUGUCGAUAUUUCGGUGCCUCUAUUCAUUCUGGCGGCAACUGCGUGUCGUUUUAUUGGUGAUAAAGGUCUCGGCAUUCCUGAGACGCUGGCCCUGGAAUUUCUACAACAGCAUCGACAGCUUGGUAAAACGAACCACCUCUCUAGGACAUAUCUCCCCAUACUAGAGCAAUUACUUGUUAAUCGGAAUGGAGCUGUGCCAGAGGAUCGCUCGGAAGCAGAGAAAGAAAUAAUUCUCGGAGGAUUCCGCCGAGUUGUCGGUACAAUUGUGCUUCUUGAAGCGCCUCUAUCAGUCAUAUCACUUUCAAAAUUCCUUCAAAUGAACCCAGGAGAUGUCAAUCUACGACUCUCGGGUUUGAAUUCAGUUUUAAAUGUCCCCAAAGACUCCAAUAGCCCGGUCAAACUAUUUCAUCUGUCAUUUCGAGAUUUCCUUGUUGGGACCGGUGAUCAGGAUCAGAAACAUGAUUUCUUGAUUGAUGAGCGAGAAACACAUGCUAAUCUAGCUCGUCAGUGUAUUGCCUUGCUUUCAAGGGAUUGCAAUCUCAAACAGGACAUCUGUGGACUUAAUCACCCGGGAAAACUGAGAUCCGACAUUAGCCAAGACACAAUCGACAUUUUUUUGCCUCCACAUAUUCGGUACGCAUGUUUGCACUGGGUCUUCCACUUGAAAGAGAGCCGGGGCCGCAUACGCGUUGAUGAUGAGAUGCACUGCUUCCUCAUCAAACAUCUGAUUCACUGGCUUGAGGCACUCAGUCUACUGGGUCGCAUUGUCGAGGGCGGAGAUAUGGUGGGAAAUCUCUUGUCCUUGCUUGAUAACGAUGAUAGAGCAUUCGGCCUCCUGCGCGAUACUAAGCGGUUCAUACGUGCGUAUCAGCAUAUAAUGGACGUAGCGCCACUGCAGAUAUACUCUUCUGCCCUGCUAUUUGCGCCAAAGAGAUGCGAAUUUCGACGAUGCUUCGAAGGAGCAAUUCCAAAGUGGAUAAAGCAUCAACCUAUUGUUCCAAUGGACUGGGAUCUGUGUCUUCAAACCUUGGAAGGCCACAAUGAACCUGUAUCCCAAGUCGUUUUAUCGCCAGAUUCAUCACUCAUAGCGUCGAGCAGCGGGAAUAUGGUUCUAAUCUGGGGAAGUUAUACCGGCAGGUGUAUUCAUGAAAUCGACGCCUUUGAUUCAAAAGCAAUCUCAUUCUCACGCGACUCCAGAUUCUUUUACUCUGUCCUGUCGGAUGGUGAAGUUGAGACGUGGGAGACAGAUACAUGGACCCGAAAGGCAGUCAUCAAGGUGGACGGUGCAACUGGAGAUACAACGAUGCGAAUGGCUGCCAUUUCUCUUGACUGCACACUCGUCGCAGUAGCCUUUGACACGGUUGUCGAAAUCCGGUCAAUUUCUAAGCUCGGCGACUUCGUCAAGAGCAUACAGAUGCAUAGAUCUAAUCCUAGCUACUUAACGUUUUCUCCAAACUCCGCUUAUAUCGCUGCACAGUUUUCUCUUCCCGACUCGCUAGAAGUUUUGCCUAUCCGUGGCGGAGAGUCUAACGUGAUAGAGCACUGUUUGGCUGCAGCAUAUUCGCCCGAUUCUUCUCUUGUGGCGUUGAGUUUGGAAGGCGCCAUAGAUAUACGCCGCGUCGAUGAGCAGUCGAUGAGCUUCCUUCGAAUUAUCUCUUUGGAAGAUGGGUGCAAGGUGCACAGUCUAGCCUUCUCUCACGAUGUAGCACUCUUAGCAAUUGGGCUGGAGGCUAAUAGAUUCGGCAUCUGGUUGACGGACACUGGCGAGUGCAUAUGGACGGCCAGUGAUCAUACCGAUAAGAUUACAUCGCUUUUGUUUUCGCAUGACUCUACGUUUCUUGUCUCGUCAUCCCACGAUGAGACAUUGCGUAUUUACAGCGUUAGCAAACACCCAUCGUCCGAAGCUCAUGAAAGACAACACAUGCAAGCUGACUCCGUUACAAUUUCACCCGAUUCAUCACUUAUACUGCUAAAACCAGACAUACGUCCACACAGCCCACGCAGCAGCGAUGCUAUCUGGCAGGUUUUGCGGGCUGACUCAGGUGUCUGUGUUGAAGAGUUCGCCUGUGAGGAAUUGCAAAGCGAGCCAAGCUUCACGCAAGACUCUGCCUUGGCAGUAAUUAGAGGCGGCGCGGCUGAGAUUUGGCACCCUGAUAGACGCCACUUCGUACAAGACCUGAAUGGGCUUGGCUCGGAUCCAACUGGAGUUCCUGUAGCUUGCUUCUCAGCGGAUUUUACGCUGGCUGCAGGCAUCCUAAAGGACAGAUCUUUGCGGAUUUGGCAAAUCAAAACAGGUGAAUGCAAACGAGAAGUCCAGUCCGCGGUGCUCGAUGACUGCCAAUCAUGUACGCUGUGCUUCUCUCCAGACGCGUCUCGAAUAGUAUGUGCCCCGGAAUACGGAAACAAGAUUUUUGUUUGGCAGGUUGACACGGAUACACCUGCACAAAGGUUUAAGCUGCCGAGAAAUGAUGCUUGUAACCACCUUGCCUUGUCUAACACGAAACUCGCUGUGACGCAUGGUAUGGAAGGUCUCAAAAUAUGGAGUCUUGAAACAGGUGACCUUCUACUGGAGAUGGAGCACACUGGCACACAAGACAUUGUCAAACUCGGUUUUUCACACGACUCGACGCUUCUAGCAACAUCAUCAACACGCCGGGGGAUGUUUAUCUGGAAUGCCAACACAGGUGCCCGUGAGUGUAUGAUGUGGCUCAAUCAUUUGUUGAGGAUCACCCAUCUCUCCUUCGAACUCCCCGAUAAUUCCGAAUUGCGCACCAAUCUCGGCCGGAUCAAGUUCAAAGAUUCCGCAACAUUGGGUGAAAAUGCAGUUGAUGUUAGGCGGUCCCGGCAAUGGCAAUUUGAUAAGCUUAAUUAUAGCAACAGUGACCGGGAUGAUGACAGUUCCUGGAUCUCAUUCAAUGGGGACAAACUGCUAUGGCUGCCCGCAAAAUCUCGAGGGGGUUGGAGAAUACCGAGCGCUGUUUCAGAAUCUGUGGUUGUGAUUGCAUCUAAUCAUUCUGCACCCCAUGUGAUUAUUGGAUUUAAUUUGGAAAAAAUCCCCAGGUGGUACCAAAAUGCGCAUAAAUACUCUUCAAAUUAUAUGUAG
Trichoderma gamsii is the source of this 4356-nucleotide messenger RNA. RefSeq lists its product as hypothetical. The transcript has 3 exons. Gene Ontology annotation, molecular function: protein binding. Bases 1 to 4356 code for a protein of 1451 amino acids. Lineage: Eukaryota; Fungi; Ascomycota; Sordariomycetes; Hypocreales; Hypocreaceae. The record is from RefSeq and is a predicted model, not a curated record.